This is a messenger RNA of Polyodon spathula (Mississippi paddlefish), 2193 nucleotides long. RefSeq names its product lys-63-specific deubiquitinase BRCC36. Gene Ontology annotation, biological process: double-strand break repair. Bases 104 to 889 code for a protein of 261 amino acids. The record is from RefSeq and is a predicted model, not a curated record. Gene Ontology annotation, molecular function: metallopeptidase activity; polyubiquitin modification-dependent protein binding; cysteine-type deubiquitinase activity. NCBI's taxonomy places the organism in Eukaryota, Metazoa, Chordata, Actinopteri, Acipenseriformes, Polyodontidae. Gene Ontology annotation, cellular component: BRISC complex; BRCA1-A complex. The transcript is spliced from 8 exons.
UUUUUGAAGUGUUUGAGUUUGAUAUCGCAGAACUUUAACAGUGAUAUACACUAGUAUCGUUUUCUGUUUAUUUCUUAGAAUAAAUCAGUGUUUGGGGUUUACAAUGGCUGUGAAUGCGGUGCACCUGGAAUCAGACGCUUUUUUGGUGUGCAUGAAUCAUGCGCUGAGUACAGAGAAGGAAGAAGUUAUGGGGCUUUGCAUUGGAGAGGUUGACACAGACAGAAUUGUGCACAUCCACUCAGUAAUCAUCCUGCGGCGGUCAGACAAGAGGAAGGAUCGUGUGGAGAUCUCUCCAGAACAGCUGUCUGCUGCCUCCACUGAAGCUGAGAGGUUAGCUGAAAUGACUGGACGGCCAAUGCGAGUGGUGGGCUGGUACCAUUCCCACCCACACAUUACAGUGUGGCCGUCGCAUGUUGAUGUGCGGACCCAGGCAAUGUACCAAAUGAUGGACCAGGGUUUUGUUGGGCUGAUAUUUUCUUGUUUCAUUGAGGAUAAGAACACCAAGACCGGGAGGGUGCUCUACACCUGCUUUCAGUCCGUGCAGGCACAGAAGGGCUCUGAGUACGAGAGAAUUGAGAUCCCAGUCCAUGUGGUCCCUCAUGAAACAAUCGGGAAGGUGUGCCUGGAGUCUGCUGUGGAGCUUCCCAAGAUUCUGUGUCAGGAGGAGCAGGAUGCUUACAGGAGAAUCCACAGUCUUGCUCACUUGGAUCCGAUAACAAAGAUUCACAAUGGCUCAGUCUUCACGAAGAAUCUUUGCAGCCAGAUGUCAGCUAUCAGUGGGCCCCUGCUGCAGUGGCUGGAGGACAAGGUGGAGCAGAACAAGCAGAAUAUUGCUGAGCUGCAGCUUGAGAAGGAGAGGCUGAUACUGGAGCUCACAGACCUGGACUGAGCAGAACAGCCAUGCUGGACAUGUACAAAUUAGCAGGACACUAUAAUGCUGCUGUGCAAAACGCCUCCGAGCAGGGGCAGGAGACUCCAACAGAGGAGCAGCAAGGUUCUAGGACUAAAGCCAAUGCAAAACUAGGCAACUUUCAGGAGACUAGUAGUACUUUGUAAGCAGUAUUCACUUAGUAGCUUCAGCCAUGAGGGAAAUUAGCUUAGAAUUGUCACCUAGAACAAGUUUCAUAAGUUUCCAGAAAAAAAUUGCCAGCAAAUUGCCUUGUUUUUUCAUGGGAUUAACAUACAUUUUGAGAGAAGCUACUCUGAACAAUAAUUUAAUUGCAUAUUUCAAUAAGAAACUAAGCAAGGAGACAAACAUUUCAGUCGUCUUCAGUGUACUAGCCAAAACACUUGUCUACAAGACAGUUUCUCUACAAUUCUGAUUUGAGUGCUGUGAAGUUCUCUAUGCUUCUUUCUAGUUUUAUCCUAUUAGAACUGCUAUGUUUGUUCCAAAGGUUAUAAAUGUAAUCAACAGAACCAUGGGCCCAGCUUUGAAAGGUUUUGCUCCAGGGUAAUAUUUCUAAGCAACAAAAUAAUGGUAAUGUUGCUCUUUUCGCUUUUUGGGUACAAUGGGUAAUCUAUUGAUUUGAACACUUCAGUUUUCAUGGCUCCUAAGAUUUUUUUAUUAUUUAUUUUAAAGUUAAAAUUGACAGCAGAGCCAGGUCCAUUACCACUGUCAUCAUAUCCUAAUUGCUAGCUGCUGUACUUAAAUCGCAUCUUCACUGAAUGAACUAUUGAAAUCCAAUCUACAGGGUGUGAGUAGAUGUUAGUUAACGUUUCUUGACCUUGCUGAGUGGUGUGUUGGCUUUGAAAACUGGGCCCCAUGUCUUCUGUUUUGACAUUACAAGUGAUUGUUUGGUCAUGCUGGUUGUUUUUUUAAUUCGAAUUCUCUGAAUUCUGGUUGUUUUCGGGUAAGUUGUUUGUCUCCAGCCAAACAGAAAUACUGUAAAUCGACUCUGAAGUCAGUAUCCAAAUUUUGUAAUCUGAACAAACUCAGAAUUAGUUGUUAACUAAUUUAAUGAGUUUUCACAUGAACUUGCAGACAAUGGUGGCAGUACUUUUGUUGCAUAUCAUUUAAAAAAAAAAAAAAAAAAAAGAAAAAAACACCUAUACUUUCAAAGGUAAGAAACAGUGACGUGUAAAAUAGGAUGCUGGUUGUGAAAUUAGUAUUUCAUUGUAAGCUUGUUAAAUGUUUUUUUUUUUUUUUUUUGAUUUGUAAAAGUUGAACACUUUUUAUGGAAAAUAAAGUCCUAA